This is a messenger RNA of Syzygium oleosum, 1683 nucleotides long. RefSeq names its product protection of telomeres protein 1b-like. Gene Ontology annotation, biological process: telomere capping; regulation of telomere maintenance via telomerase. Lineage: Eukaryota; Viridiplantae; Streptophyta; Magnoliopsida; Myrtales; Myrtaceae. The record is from RefSeq and is a predicted model, not a curated record. The transcript is spliced from 10 exons. Gene Ontology annotation, molecular function: telomerase inhibitor activity; G-rich strand telomeric DNA binding. Gene Ontology annotation, cellular component: chromosome, telomeric region; nuclear telomere cap complex. Bases 78 to 1469 code for a protein of 463 amino acids.
CCAAUCCAAACCUCAUUUUUAGGGUUUUAGCCCAGUGGGAGUUGCAGGAGAGAGAGAGAGAGAGAGGGAAGAGAGAGAUGGAGGAGAGAGACGAUUACAAGUUCCUCAAGCUGAGGGACGCCAUCGCCUGCCUCAACCAAAGAGUGAACUUGGUCGGCGUCGUCCUCGAGCUCGGCCUCCCCAAGAAAAGCAAAGGCACCGAUUUCUUUAUCUCGCUAAAAAUAGCCGAUGAAUCCUAUUCGGAUCCUGGAAUUUCAGUCAACUUCUUCGCUGAAAGUGUAGAGAAGCUUCCCGUAGUUGCCUCACCAGGAGAUAUAAUCCUGCUCUCUCAUGUUGUGAUGAAAACACAUGAACGCGAAGUAUAUGCUUUCUUCAAUAAGAAAUUCUCUUCAUUUGCUUUAUAUGAGGGCAUAAGUGGUGGAGACUUCAUUCCUUAUCAAGUUUCUGCAAGAUUUCGAACUAGAGAACUGGAUAAGAAGUUCAUAGCAGACCUUAGAAAGUGGUUGACUGGUUUUCAGCUCAAUACAGAUCCAAAUAAUUUCCAAUUCUUGAGAGAGAUCAAGGAGGGUCAACGCCUGAGUCUAAUUUGCAAGAUUCUUCACAUAUGCGAGGUUGCAGAAAAGGAUUGGAUUAUCUUUGUCUGGGAUGGAACUGAUGCCCCCAGUAAAAAAAUUCAGACGAAGAUGACUGAUGAGAUGGACAAUCCACUCCCUUUACAAUUGGAAAAAGAGCCACUGCCUAGAGACAUACUCUAUACCUUUCCCUCUGUUGGGAGUGUCUUGAUGGUGGUGCUGGGUGAAGGCAACAAAAAUCUUGGUCUUGGUUUCUUGAAGACUGGCAUGUGGUUAAACUUUCUCAACAUCAUCUGCGAAGUCCAUGCAGGGCUUUGGCGUGGUGUCUUGAUGCCCUUCACAAAACUUCGUUAUGUGCCUAAGGAGGACCGCUACGUGUUGGGGUGCCAAAGGUGUUAUGAAGAACGAUUGUCAGAGAAAUGGGGUCGCAUGCCGUGGUCUUGCUUUCCUUCACCAUCGACAGUUACAGAGGUUGAGCAUGAUCACGUGCCGCUUGUUACAUUAAGGGAUAUUCUCACCUAUCCUGAGGUUACUGCCAAGUUUAAGUGUGUGAUACGAGUUGUGGCAGCAUUUCCAUGCGAAGCUGAGAACUUCCUCUCUCCUGUUGGGACAUAUAGGGUUAGGCUGACUAUUGAAGAUCCAACUGCUCGAGUACAUGCAUUUCUGUAUGCUGAAGAUGGGGAAAUGUUUUUCGAUGGCCGUCCUUCUACUUGUGUCUUGAAGAGGAGGAUGAACAAGCUACUCGGAUUAAAUGAAGAUGACGACAGCAAGGGAACUGAGUAUACGGACAGAGACCCACCCUGGGUCUUUUGUUGUCUCAAAUCUUACUACCUUAAUGAAAGUGAUGUUUGGGGAAGCCGUCGGUAUCGAAUUUUCGACACUAAGCUGGUGGGUUAAGGCUCGAUCUUACUCAGUAUAUAGUACAGUACAGUAAAGAUGUAGAGAUGUAAAUAUCUGAACCCCUUAAUGCCCAGGAUUAGCAGUGUCUAUGUAUUAUACUCUUUUUGGGUUUUAUUCCCCUUUCUUUCCUUCCUUUUGGGAUGGACUUUCGAGUCUUCGUCGAGGCUUCAUUGUUGAGGCAAUGUUAAUAACCAGGCGAUUUCUCGAUGCA